Messenger RNA from Symbiodinium pilosum, 861 nucleotides. The record is from the annotation of a GenBank genome assembly. Lineage: Eukaryota; Dinophyceae; Suessiales; Symbiodiniaceae.
AUGGAAAGCUACCACUUGCUGAUGGAAUCCUAUGCGUUGGACGCUGGCAUAGCAUUACACUGCCGCAUGGGCGCUGCUACGGUCUUUUACAGACAGGGGCGGCUCUAUCUUGGUCUAGGCUACCUGCAGCGAGCGGCCAACUUGUUCCAGCUUGCGAUGAGCAUGUUUUGGGACGCUUCGCGCGCUGAGAAUGGCAUGGCCUGCCUGCAGUAUGAGAUGUGGGGCAUCAGGUGGUUUGAAGAUUUCAUGGAAACCUACCUGACUAACGCUGCCAACCUGCGACGAAACGACUUGGCCAUGCUGCCGCACCUAUCCGACCUGCAGGUGCCUCCCAGUUAUCGGGAUCCUUCCCUGCGCAUUGCGGUUUUCUCUCUGUGUGACUACUCGCCGGAGUCUCCCAUGUACUGGCUGCUGGCCCGGUCACGUCAGAACCGGGAAGCAUACUGCUCGCGGCACGGCUAUGGCUUGGAGUGGACGUCACAGAGGCCCUCAUCUUCCAAGGACCGGCAUCCGGUGUGGGGCCAAAUCGCUGGGCCUCUGGAGCUGUUGGCUGGUGGGAAGUAUGACUGGAUUCUGUCCAUGGACUGCGACUCCUUAUUCGUGGACAUGACAGUUACAGUGGACUCCCUGCUUUACCGCUUCGCCUCGCGAGCCACGCCAUGGGGAAAACUUGAGAUUGAUCCGGACGUGCAUUUCCUCAUUUCGGAGGAUGGCCGUGGAUUAGCCGGUGGAAACUGGAUCGUGCGCAACUCCCAAGAAGGCCGGGCCUUCCUUCAGGGGAUCUUUGGGCCUGACGAUGCCAAUGGCAAUCCCUAUUUGAGGCCUGUUUGCAAUUUGCAAGUCCCUGGCAGGGCUACCUGA